This is a messenger RNA of Oncorhynchus gorbuscha (pink salmon), 2142 nucleotides long. RefSeq lists its product as uncharacterized. NCBI's taxonomy places the organism in Eukaryota, Metazoa, Chordata, Actinopteri, Salmoniformes, Salmonidae. The record is from RefSeq and is a predicted model, not a curated record. Bases 7 to 1566 code for a protein of 519 amino acids. The transcript is spliced from 2 exons.
CCAACCAUGAUUCCUGUCAUAAUGACUGAUGGCCCAGGACAAGUUCUAGUGGGGAGUGAAGUGGAGGAUGACCCUGAUCUGCUAAAUUACAGCUGUGCUGAAAAUCCCGAUCACUUCCUGGAUCUCGCGACAUUGGACUCACCUUCCAGGACACAAGCUGGGGAAUCAUGUGAAUGUUCUGGUGUCAAGUUGGAAAACGAGACGAUAGAGGAAACCGUUAGACAGUAUGAAACAAACCAUGUAUUGAGGGAUCCAGAGCAGGUUGGGAUAAAAGAGGACCCUGAAGACGUGGGUCUAAGUAAGAAGCAGUCAGAAGUGGAUAUAUCUGUCAGUCAGAAGCCCCGUCACCCUCGUCGCUCCAUCAGUAUGCCGGAGGUGACAUUGGACCAACUGAGAAUUCAAGAUAAAAUUUACAAGAAAGAGAAAACCGAUUGGAUGAUCGAGAAAGAAGAUGGAGUCUCUGGGGACACACUUCAACUGCCGGUGAAGAAAGAGAAGAUGACAGAGUCAGGACUGGGUUUUAAGAGGACACACAUGUCUGUAGCAGAGCGCAUCAGGCGGUUUAACGCUCUGACAACGCUUCUCCGUAACCCCAGGGUUCCUCCAAGGCCCCCUGAACCUCAGCUCAAUGAUGUCCUGCAUGAGAGUCAGCGGGAGGGGGGUCAGCGGAGCGUUGUACGUCUGCGCCGGCAGGGAGCACGGCGGUUUGGACGCUCCAUCAGCCAUGAUGGUGUUCCCGGACCUUGGCCAGGACAAGCCUCUAAAAAUCAUCAAGAGGUGCCAGUGGUUGUUCAAAGCCUCAGUGAGCCAGUCCUAUGUCCACCUCCAGAGCCAACUCCUAGUGUUUAUCAAUUUGCCCAAGAAGGACCGUUUGAAAUCCAACAUACUCAUCAACAACCGGAACACCUCAUGCAGACCAUCCAGGAUUUGUGCGCUCCUCCGUCACCCAAUCCAAAGCAGAACAAGGAAUCCUGCCAAGUGACGUUUAAAGAAUCACAAUUGAAUCUCAAAGAAAGACAAUUGGAACCGGUGGAGGAACAACCUAAGGAGUCAGAGCUACAUGAUCUGCUGGAGAUGCACUUGAAUACAUGCAAUCCAAAGGAGGAGCAAGACCAACACCUCACAGUUCCAAUGCAGGUGAAUAGACCGUCUCUGACCGACACCGUCUUCGAUGUUCCACCUCAGACCAUGGCCCCCCUACAGCAGGAGUCCAAAAGUACAGAAGUCAAAUUCCCUUUUCCCUCCAAGCCCUCCUCUCUCUCUCAAACAGAAACAUGCUCUCCCAUUCCCAGUGGACCCUCUCCCACACCAAUAGACAGAACAUCAACUGACCUCUACACUGCACACUUGGUGACUAACUGCUCCCCUUUCUCUGUCACGACCUUUGGCUUUAUAGAGAUAGACAUGGGGGUCAGUGAGACUGAUGGGGGUUCUCUCCCCGUUGAACUCUCUCCAUCACCAGCCUUGCAGUUCAAGCUCCCGGCCACCAAGAGACGCUACAGAGACUCGCCCUGCUGGCCCGUCCAUGAGAUUAGCAUGGCCUCAGGGGACCCAUUGCAGAUCUGAGGGGUACAGGACAGACUAAAUGGUACUCCGUAACUAGCGCAUUGGUCUUGAGUAGUAGGGUUUACAAAUGGGAAAAUAAGAUCACUCGCACAAAGAAUGCCAUGUGUUUUUAAACGUUUUUUAAAAAUAUAAUUUUCUGUUAUGCCAAUAUAGGUUAUACUAGAAAAGUAGUAUUUUAAAGCGGCAGUCAACAGUAGAACAAUAACAAAGUGGCCUCCCUGUUUCGGUAAAAAUCUGAGGGAUGGGGCUGGAGAAAUGUAACCACUCUCAAAUGUAUCGACAAAGCUAUGGAUGCAAGGCCUGUCCAUAAUAUAACAAUUAUAGUUUUAACCAAGUAUUGAGACUAUAUCGUGUUUGUUUACAUUGUUUUUCAAACAUUGGAGUAAAAUAAGCUUAUUUUGGGUUCUGAUGGUGUACAAAUGUUACUAAGCUGUCAAUCAAUAGGUAAAUAUCAUUAUUAUAUUAUGUAGCAACUGCUGAUUGCAGAUUUUAUUAUUGUCAAGUUGCGUUUUACAUAUCUGACUAUAUAUAAUUUGUGUAAAUGUAUGUAUUUCAGUUUGAAUAAAAUAAUUUAUU